Molecule: messenger RNA, 1526 nt
Organism: Myodes glareolus (Bank vole)
Lineage: Eukaryota; Metazoa; Chordata; Mammalia; Rodentia; Cricetidae
Gene: Tmem238l
Product: transmembrane protein 238 like
Source: RefSeq, a predicted model, not a curated record
AUAAAGGUGGACCCACGUGGACUUCCUCCUUGUUCCAAGACGCACCAGCUCAUGCAUUUGCUCACACCCAGAGGGAGAGACAACACAGGACUGCCACCUCCCAUGCAAAUCACCCCCAGGAGCGCAGCUGGACUCCUCCCGCUGCUCCUGGGCAAUGCUCCUGGGCAGACCUUGUACAAGAUGCCAUCUCGGGCGCUGUGUAUUUUUCCUCAUUGUGGCUCUUUUGAGCGACGCUGUGGGCCUGGUGCUUUUGCUGGUGGGGAUCUUCGCCACACUGAAUUACUGGGACUUCUUGGUCUACACAGGGGCUCUGAUCCUGGCCCUGAGCCUACUGUUCUGGCUUGCCUGGUAUUCCUUCAAUGUUGAGGUGCCUCUUGAGAAGCUGGACUUCUAGUGUGGCCACAGACAAGAGAGAUGCAGGUGGCGUAUGCAGCUAGGAACCUGGAGCCACCUGGACAUGAAGCCCCCCUACACUGAAUGCUCUGCUGGGACAAGAGUUGGCCAUGCUAAGAAUCAGUUCGUGAUUUCUAUCAUGAAGCUGUAGAGCAAGGAAGGUUCCAGUUUGCCUGCUGUACCAUGGGAAUGAGUCAGGCAAGGAGAUAAGUGCAUCCGCUGAUAGUAUCCAAGAGCAACCCAGAUGCUGCCAUGAUGAAGCGUUCACAUCACCCACAAGGACAGCCACAAAUGACUGUGACUACCAGGGCCCUAGCUGGAGCCCAAGCAUCCUGCACCAACCCACAGAGGCUGCUGUCACCAUUUCAGAAAUUUGUGAGGGACUGAGAAACCAUGAAGCUCCACCCAUGGGGCUUGUAUAGGAACCAUUCUGCUACAGACUUUGAUAGCAAGAAAGCCUCUGGUCAAAGUUCUUUCAAAGAACUGCCCAUUGGAAUCAAGCACAGACACCCGGCUGAGGUCACCCUUGAACACUCAUUAUGUAAGACUGCUUCCAUGUAUAUCCCUUUGAUGGUCACUGGACUCUGAGCCCCUGGCUCCCCUUCAUCCCAUGACUCAGGGGACACACGGAAGCAGAGUCCAACAUGGAUACUGAAUCAUGAAUGCACAGCUAAAGUGCAUGCCGGGGACUCUCCGUCCUGAUGAACAUGUUGGCACCGCUCACACAGGCCCGCUUAGGGGAGGAAAGAGCCAGAUCAUGGGGCUGCUCACAUUGAGCUUCAGGUCUACUGAAACCUUCAGGCAUUUUAUUUUGACAAGUGCUCUGGGCUUCUUCUGUGAUGUCUGUGUGUUGUUCAUGACUUCAAGGACAAGACUGUAUUUCUAGCCUAAAUUACAUGUAAUCCAAUACAGCCUGACUCCAGUAUCUCCUGAAGACCACUAUUCCUGGGCCAAAUGGAGAGAAGUGCUCUGUUUGGCAACCCGGGCUGACCUGCUCACUAAUUUAUGUUUCCCAUGGUCUGAUUUUGCACUUUGUAUUUAUAUUAUGCCCUAAAUGUACAUGUUUCCUUGAAAUUGUCCCAUAUCGUUUAUGGUAUGGGUCAGUUGCCUAAAUAAAGACAUGGAUACAUGGG